CGUAAGUCCGUGCACCCAGUGUGGUCGGAUGUUGUCGGGAAGGCUAUUGCAGUUUUCACCUGUCUGUCUCCACAUCUAGAACUUUCCCCCCCUGACUUCACAAUAAGGCUUACACCCAUAGUUAAACACAUGGCAUCGAAACGCAGUUUCCCGGACAGCUUCAUUGACGAGGAUCCACAGAAAGCUCUAGAGGCGCUAAAUGAAGCUUUGCAAGAAGAUGCCGACAAUGCUGCGUGGCUGUGCCAGCGAGCUUUUGCCCACAUACUCCUUAAAAACUACAGCAGCGCAGUUGAAGAUGCCAAAAAAGCUCACCAACUAAACACAAGCCUUCCCCUUGCUUUUAUGAGAACAGGAAUAGCGGAAUAUUACUUAAACCACUUUGAGUCAGCACACGCGGCCUUCACUCAGGGCCAACAACUUGACGAUUCAGACAAAUCCUAUGAGAUUUGGAUCAAGCGAUGUGAAGAGAUGAUGGGAGAUCAGACACAAAACUGCGUCGACAAGCAAACGCCAGCAGCUCCACUUGUAAAACAUGAUUGGUACCAAACAGAAUCUCAAGUUAUCGUCACGCUCAUGGCAAAAAAUGUACCCAAGGAUGGCGUAUCUGUCAAAUUCACAGAAAGAGAGCUCAACGCUAUCAUUCAGUUAGCGUCAGGGGAGGACUUCAUCUUUCACCUCGACCUACUGCAUCCCAUCAACCCUGAACAAAGCAACUUCAAGAUCCUCUCCUCCAAGGUGGAGAUCAAAAUGAAGAAGACAGAUGUCAUCAGAUGGGAGAAGCUGGAGGGGGAAGGACAGGAGUCUCACAUCAAACACUUCAAUCCCGGUCAGUCCAAAAGCCUCUGCUUCCCUCGCUCUUGUUUUUCUUUAACUCUCCUUUUUUUUUUUUUUUGCUUCACGUACUUAAGCUGAAAUACCUCUAACUGA
Messenger RNA from Cynoglossus semilaevis (tongue sole), 927 nucleotides. It is a transcript of the gene sugt1, whose product is annotated as SGT1 homolog, MIS12 kinetochore complex assembly cochaperone. The record is from RefSeq and is a predicted model, not a curated record. Gene Ontology annotation, molecular function: protein-folding chaperone binding. Lineage: Eukaryota; Metazoa; Chordata; Actinopteri; Pleuronectiformes; Cynoglossidae. The coding region runs from base 130 to 912 and encodes 260 amino acids. The transcript has 11 exons.